Lethenteron reissneri (Far Eastern brook lamprey) is the source of this 4496-nucleotide messenger RNA. RefSeq names its product DEP domain-containing protein 1B-like. The record is from RefSeq and is a predicted model, not a curated record. NCBI's taxonomy places the organism in Eukaryota, Metazoa, Chordata, Hyperoartia, Petromyzontiformes, Petromyzontidae.
GGGACGGCGCGGCGGAUCGGCGCUCGGCGCGAGCGCCGGCUGACCUCGGAGCGACGCUGAGCCCCACGCCGAGCCCCACGCCGUCAGUUCCUCAGAGUCCAGUCGGCGGCGAGCGGCCCCACCCUGGUGCCGAGCCCAGAGGGCGCGGGCUGCGAGGCCGCGUGCGUGGCGGCGCUGCGCGUCUGCUGCUUGCUGCUGCCGCCCCCGAGCCGGCGCCGCCUGCAGCUGCUGGCGCGCAUGGCGGCACGAGCCAUCGCCAACGGCCGGCUCCCUCCGCUGCACGCGACGCGGGGCACACGGGCGCACAUCGUGGAGUCGCUGGCGCCGUGCGUGCUGCGAGCGCGCGAAGGGGAGGGCGCGGAGGGCGACGCCCUCGUGUCGGCCCGGCUCCUGACGCUGCUCGUGGAGAACCACGGCGAGGCGCUGUUCAGCAUCCCCGAGCCGCUCGCCCGGCUCGCUCGCGGCGAGAGCAGCGCCGAGCGCACGCCUCCACGCAUGCAGGAGCUUCUCGAAGACCAUGCCCCCUCACCGAUCCGGCUGAGGAGCCACGCCCCUUCACCAGUCCGACCAAACACGGGCUCGAGUGAGCAUCCACGGCGGAGCGUGAGCGACGGAUCCGUGUCUCCGCGCGACAGACGGAAGCGAUCGCAGGAGUACCCCGCCUCCCCUCCUCGACUCCAGCAGCUGGACGCGCAGAGACCCCGCGACGCCGCCAAGGGCCCUGCUCGCACUAGGCCGAGCAUCAAACCGCCGCUGCUGCUGCUCGCCAUGACCAAGCCAUUCAAGCGCAAAAGCUCCCUUCGCUGCUGAGUGCCGCUGGGAACCUGGCAGCUGUGACGCGGGACUUGGGACCAAUUCAAAGGACAUGGGAUUUUUUUUUUUAUUGAGACAAAAGACUUGGGGCUAAAAACCUGUGAUAUAGGACCUGUGAUCCUGGAUCUGGGAAUGGAGACUUGGGUUUCAGCACAUCGGGCCUGAAGCUUUGGACCAAAGAUCUGAAACUUGGGACCAGGGCUUAAUCUCGGCACGGUCUGUCUGGGUCGGCGACUCGGGAAAUAUAUCCACACCCAGCACUCCACAUUCAGAAUACUUUUUGCUGUGGCUACUAGUCAUGUGCUCUCGUCUGCGAGCGAAUAUUCGGUGAGAAAUUUAUAUUUGCUUAGGAUUCUGGACUUGGAACUGGGAUUUGAUACUCGGUAACUUGUGUUCUAGGACACGAUACGUCGGUUUCAGCAUGUGACUCAGAUCCUGAGACGAAUUAUGUGGUACAUGAGAAUUGGAAUUGAAGAACUGGGAUUUUGGACCUGAGCUUUAGGAUUCAAAGUGUGGGAGCUGGGAAUUAUGACCCAGGAUUUGAAACUCAGGGCCUGAGAUUUGGGUUGCAGAACCAAGAACGUGGCAUCUGUAACGGAGUUGUGAAGCACCUGUGACUCAGAAACUUGGGAUUUAGCCAGAUAGCCCUUCCCUCGGAAGCAAGAACAGCUGUGCUGAUCUGACAUUGUCCUUAGGAUAUGUUACUUAUAUUAGAAGUGUGUUUGUAUCUAAAUUCUGUUACUUGAGACAUGAGACCUGCAGCUCGGUUUUUGGAACCUGUACCGGUCUCACCCUGUACCACCCCCAUUCCUCCCCCCACACUCCCGCCCCCCCCCCCCCCCCAAGCCUUCUCGUGUCUGAGUCGUGGGUGAGCGGGUCCCACAGACCAAGACACGCAGACAAUUGUUUACUCGGGGGGGGGGGGGCUCUUCGAUUCUCAAACCCUCUCUAUCAGUUCUGGCUGUCGCUGCAGUGUCCCAGCGUCGUUUUCGGCGGUAUAAAGCGUUGAGCCCUCCGAGUGCCGUCCGUUCAUCUUCAGCGCUGCACUCGACAAAGAUGAAGACACGCGCCCCUCUGGCCGUGCGGACUGUCUGGGGCAAGGAGUGCUGUUGACGAGCAGUGAAUGAGACGCACACCACACGAUCACGCGAGGGCAAGCGGUGGUCUUGCCACUCUAGCCAAAAUGUUUUUGGGGUGGGGUGGGGGAGCUGCUGGCCCCAUUUGUCAUGCUAUACCUGGGUCGGGGAUCAGCGGCACACUGCUUUGCACACCGCAUUAUAAACCUGUCGACCUGAGUUUGCUGCCAGCCAUUUACGACAUCUGAACCGGCCCUGGUGAUACCCUGUCCCCCCCCCACCUCCACCAACAUUGAGCAGCGUGGUGAAGUAUGGUCAAACAACCGCCAAGACCGUACCGCCGUACGGGAGGCCUUGAUCCAGCAGUGCAUUGCCGAAGUGGCUGUCAUAAAUGACUGCCCAAAUUAUCGGCAGACUGUGAACUUUAGCGACAUAUAGAGUAUAGACUGUACAUGCAAGUAUAUACUGUGUGUAUAGAGUAGGCAUGUUAAAGAUACACCCGUGGCUCACGAUACGCGUGUGUGUGUGUUGGGGUUGGGCGGGCCUGGUGGCUGAGAAUACCAAGCUGCAGCCAAAGGAUGGAACGCGCCUGAGCGACUUCCCAUCGCGGAGACGGCGCGGUGAAAUCCGCUCGUGCGCAGGUGCGCUAGGUGGGUUGUUACUCCGUGGGGAGCGGUGGCGUAGCGGUUAGCGCCGCUGCGCUUCGAACCCGGCAACCCGAGUUCGAUUCGUGCUGCACGGCCAACACCAGGUGACGAUUAUCUGAACCGGUCCUGGGCGUCCUCUAGGUCGAUUCGACUGAAUGGGUACCUGGUGCGUUUGCCAUUCUGGCCUUCAUAGGUGCUCGCUAACAGCACUUGCCCCAACAGUCUGUUAAUCCGUACGGGGGGGGGGGUGUCUUUGUCUUUGUUACUCUGCAGGACAAUGAGAGACCGUGACGGUUUGGGGGAGGCCUCCAUCCAGCGGUGGACUGAUCAUGGCUGAUGAUUGUGAAUUGGGGUGUGCGACCUUUCUUGCGACCUCUGCGCGUAUCGUCUAUUCCACACACUCCACGGUUGCCAAUGUGAGUCAUUGACUCGCGUGCCCAUGGGCGAAAAUGACAAUUUAAUCAUCGAAUUAUUAACAGGAGAUGCAGCGGCGUAAAUGAGUCAAGUUCACGUCCGAGAAACCGAGCAGGGCUAUCGAUCCCGCUCGUUAUCCGUUAUCGGGUUGCAGGCCAAAGUGGUGGGCAGCAGAGGGCGGUGCAGCAACCGGUCCAUUGUGCUGCACUUUCUAAGCUUUUUAAAAAUCUAGAUUGAACACUCUCUUCCGUAGAACUGCUUUUUGCGUUUAGUUUGUUUGGCCUUCAACCGCAACCUCCAAUUUGCGCGAUUGGCAACGUACGGUGCGAAAUACGUUCUAUAAUACAUGCUAAUUAUUAGCAUAGUACGUGUAUGAACUUCUUUCGCACCGUACGUAGGCAACCGUGCUAAUCGCAGGUGCGCGGGAAGGACAACGAACGAAGCCUUAAACAAGAAUAACGAGUUUAUCUUCACGAGAAGAAGCUUUUGUUGCCUUGAGCGAGUCGAGCACAGCGGUACUGUACUUCAAUGCCCCCGUGUCGAUACGCUCUGCCUUCGACAACCCACGGCUUGAGCAGAGAUGGGCAAAGUGUGGUCCAGUGAUCCCCAUGGCUGAGGUGGCGUGGAAAAGGUGUUCAUCAUCCAUCAACGGAUUGACAACAAGUAUAACCCGUCAAAACAAAGUUUUUAACUAUAAAUCCUUUAUAUGCGUGGCGGCUAGAGUCCUCUCGUCCUCUGGCUUGAGAUGGCUGCCACCUAUGGGUCAGAUGAUUGCAUUGCACCAUUAAGCAAUUGGUAAUUAAAUAUAAUAUUUUUGUCCUAAUAAGUGUAAAAUUUUGGAAAAAAAUGCUCACGAACAUUAAUUGUCACGCACAACGAGUCUGUUUGGAAAAUGUCAGCUCGAUUGGAUCACGGGAAGUGGGUUAAAAAACGACCGAAUGAUUUGCACGGUCGUAAGCAAGCAAGCGAACUUAAUAUAAAGGAUUUAAUAAAAAGGGCUUUUCAGACCUCGUCUGGAAGUCCGUUUCAGACGCCGUCACGACGACCUCAACGGCGUCGCUGUCAAAAAAUAGAACCGUGGUCAUCACCACGGCUGCAUGAUUAUCAUCACGACUGUCGCCAUUUGUGGUAAUAAUGGCUGUGGUAAUUGUCAUGAUCAAUAAUGCUUGUGGUAAGUGUCAUUCAUGGAUAUUGUCAUAACUAUAAUGGUAGAAUAAUCAUGGUUAUGGUAAUCGUCACGGUUAUUAUAGAAAUCUAUCGAUAAUGAUCAGUGAUGUAAUAAUCAUGGUAAUCACUAUGAUGGUUAUCAUUUUCAUGAUCCGUUCCCAAUAAUAACAGUCACGGCUAUGAUCAUGAUAAUUAUCUGUGAUGCUAAUCAUCAAGCUUACGAUAAUCAGCUUGUUGGAUAUAAUCAUUGUCAUUGGUUUCCUGGUAAUCGUUGUGCAAAGCAUCAUGAAUGUUUAGCGUCAUGGUCCACAUCAGUCGAUACUUGUCAAUCAUCGUCAAAUUAAUAACCAUUAAAGUGCCUUACACGUGUUUUAUUAUC